AUGAACGCCUUCGUGCGGCUUGCGCUAACAGCCUUCACGAUCUUCCUGACUGCUGCUUCACUGUCCGUCGAGACGGCUGAUGCGCCGGCGGAUGGCGCUUCACAAGGCGACCAAGGCCAUGCCAAGAAGGAGGGCGUGAUCAAGAUGUCCCUUCAGCAAUGCAAGGUCCAAUGCCAGCGGUUUGGCAUGAAGCGCAUGGGUGAGGCCUUCAAAGACAUCACCCGGCCGCAG
This is a messenger RNA of Symbiodinium sp. CCMP2456, 231 nucleotides long. Lineage: Eukaryota; Dinophyceae; Suessiales; Symbiodiniaceae. The record is from the annotation of a GenBank genome assembly.